Messenger RNA from Polypterus senegalus (gray bichir), 5639 nucleotides. RefSeq names its product 5-hydroxytryptamine receptor 1F-like. Bases 218 to 1348 code for a protein of 376 amino acids. NCBI's taxonomy places the organism in Eukaryota, Metazoa, Chordata, Cladistia, Polypteriformes, Polypteridae. Gene Ontology annotation, biological process: chemical synaptic transmission; G protein-coupled receptor signaling pathway, coupled to cyclic nucleotide second messenger. The record is from RefSeq and is a predicted model, not a curated record. The transcript has 2 exons. Gene Ontology annotation, cellular component: dendrite; plasma membrane. Gene Ontology annotation, molecular function: neurotransmitter receptor activity; G protein-coupled serotonin receptor activity.
UGAGCUUGGACUGUCUCUCUCAGAGAGGCGCUGCAUCCCCGGGUGCGGAGGCUCAGUAUGCAGUGCCGAGUUGGGGAAUUUAUUGCAUGUAAUGCAUUCGGACAUAUGCUGCAGAUAAUGGAGCAAGAGAAGAAGACAGUGAGAAUAUAUAACGGAAGGGAAACUGUCCCACUCAGAACAAUUUGACCUGCUGCAUGUCUUUGAGGAGGCAGAUUUCAUGAAUGCAGAUUCUCAUCAAAGCAUGGAUUUUUACAACUGUACUAAUGGCAACUGCUCAUCAGAAGAACUUGCCAAAGUGCCAACCAGUAAAAUUUUUAUUUCUUUGACUCUUUCAGUGCUGGCAGUUCUGACAACUGCUAUCAACUCUCUUGUAAUCACUGCCAUUAUUGUUACAAGAAAACUUCACCAUCCAGCCAACUAUUUGAUUUGCUCCUUGGCUGUGACAGACUUCCUUGUGGCUAUCCUGGUGAUGCCAUUCAGCAUUGUGUACAUUGUGAAGGAGUCUUGGAUAAUGGGCCAAGUUGCAUGCAACAUCUGGCUGAGCGUUGACAUAACUUGCUGCACCUGCUCUAUUCUGCAUCUAUCUGCUAUAGCCUUGGAUCGGUACAGGGCAAUUACUGAUGCUGUGGAAUAUUCUAGGAAAAGGACUCCAAAGCAUGCAGCGAUAAUGAUCUCCAUUGUCUGGAUCAUAUCUAUUUUUAUCUCCAUGCCUCCACUCUUUUGGAGGCAUCAGUCAAACAACAGAGAUGAUGAAUGUCUAAUUAAGCACAAUCACAUUGCAUUCACCAUUUACUCAACCUUUGGGGCCUUUUAUAUCCCCUUGACCUUAAUUCUUAUUCUUUAUUACAAAAUAUACAAGGCAGCCAAAACCCUCUACCACAAGCGUAAUGCCAGUCGGAUUGCCAAGGAGGAGGCAAAUGGAAAUGGUCCACCAGAGGCUGCAGACAGAGGUUCCAAAAAUCCCUCCAACCUGUGUAUCCCAGAAAAGUCCUUUUCUGAACCUUCCACAGAAGGUGAGAAGAUUCAUAUCACAAUCAGGAGUCCUAAAAUGGAAUCAAGAAGGGAAAAGUCAUGGAGAAGGCAAAAGAUUUCUGGCACAAGAGAGAAGAAAGCGGCCACCACUCUGGGUUUAAUCCUGGGGGCAUUUGUCAUAUGCUGGCUGCCCUUCUUUUUGAAGGAAGUCAUUGUGAACAUCUGUGCAUCCUGCUACAUCUCAGCGGAGAUGUCAGAUUUUUUGACUUGGCUGGGCUACCUCAAUUCACUUAUCAACCCUCUUAUUUAUACAAUCUUCAAUGAGGAUUUUAAGAAAGCUUUUCAGAGACUUGUCAAGUGUGGCCAGUACCUUUAGAACUUUGAAAACAAUGAAAUCAUAAAUAAAAUAGAAAAAUUAUUUACUGAACCAAAAUAAGCUAGAAGUGGGGAUCUAUCAAUCCAUAAACACGAAUUAAAGGGUUAAGAGGAAUUAAUGAGUGCAGGAGAGGAGGCCAGCAUAACCCAGAAUAACUGAUAACAAAACAAAAACAUCUCUCUUUCAGUUGGAAUGGUUCACCACUUUGCUAUUUUACUUUGUUUUGUCCAAAAGGAUCAAUGUGAUUUUCUUCUAAAAUUCUGUGGACCAUAAUAACAGCUGUGACUCUUACAACUAUCUUUUUUAGAUUGUUUUGUAUGGUUCCCUUAAUGAUUAUCUUCAUUGUUUUAACAUGUGAUACAAUGAGCUGGUAUAGUAGAAUGUUGAAAAGUUUGAAAUGAUACCAGUUUCCUUAGUUACCCAACUCUUAGGGCCUAUCAAGAAACAAGAUGAGAAGAACCAGAAAGGAAGAUUUAUGUAUUGUGUGGGACCACUUCGUAUUGUUCUCAAUGAGAAACACCUCAGAUCUGGUUUCAUUGUUGAGGAACCUGUGUAUCGAUCUCCAAAUAAUUCAGUGAUUUAUUUCCACCUCUCCAUCAACCAAGAUUUGCACUCAUCAGCCACACCCAAGUCUACCUUUUGUUGUGCCACAGCAUACAAGAUGUACCCAUUAUGUAGGGAGUCAUACCCAGCCAUGACUACCAGCUGUCAGUCCAUUUUAUUGGCUUGAGCUUCGAGCCCACUGAGAAGAGGGGCAUGACUGUACAUCAUCCAAGGCAGUAACCCAGUACUCUUUUUGUGACUUUAAUGCGACUCUGUAGGUGAGUUAGCCACAUAGGUGAGAUAUAUGAAAAAAUUGCCAUUUUUUUUUAUACUUUCUAAUUAAACAACAGACUCUGUCCCUGAUGAUGGCUUUCCCCAUAAUUUCAUAACCUAUGAUAUGAAAUGGCAUUUGUGCAGUUCUUUAAAAGUAUUAUAUUUAUGAGAAUAUUUUCCAUUUUAUUUUUCGUAAAUUUAUUUUUGUUAUGAGCAGACAACUAAAUUGCUUAUUGAUAAGGAUAUGUCAGAACGGUUGUGCAUGGCGGAAUGAUUCUGCCAAUGAAAGCAACCCCUUCCAUGCAGAGUAUUCUGUCUUACAUCAGCACUUCUUGGGUAGUUCACAAAGGAAGAUGUCAUGGGGAAUCACUAUUUUCAUUGAUCAGCAUAUUGCUCAGCUUCUGCUUUUCCUUGUAUAUUUUUCUUAGGAUGCUUUUCACCCACUGUUCAUCAUUGCUCCAUGUGCACCUCCACUGAAAAGUAUUGUUACAUUCUCUUAUCAAGAUGCUGAGGAAGCCCCAUUUCUGAGGUAGAUGAUGAGGUAGAUUCAUGAAAACAUCACAUAGAGAUAAACCAGUUAAUGUCAUUAUCAUCAUUAUUGUCCUGUGUCUUUUGUGCUCCAUGGAUUUCCCUUAAAGAUGUAAUUUGAUAAUGUCACAGUAAGUUCAAGCUCAUAUUUCCACAUUUCAAAAUAAUUGUCAUGUCCAUCCAUUAAUCCAUUUUCUAAGUCUCCUGGUUUGAAUUUGCAAUCCAAGCAUGGUCUGUUUGCUACUUCACUAUAUGUCUGCCUGGAUUUUCCUGUUAUGUCCCAAAGAUAUGCAGGUUAGAUGAAUUGUCAAUUGAAACCUACCUUAUAUGAGUGAGUAGGUGUAAGGAAGCCAUGCAAUGGUUUGGCACCAUCUCCACAGUUGGUUCCUACCUCUCAUCCACUAAUACUUUGAUAGGCACCAACUCCCUACAUCAUCUCCACGAGCCCCUCAAAACAUUCAGCAGAUGACCAGGUAGUCAUCUCUGUAUCCUCCAAAACGUUUCUACUGUGUGUACACUUCAUGUGGAAAGGCUUUAAUUGUCAUCAAAGUAUCAUGUUAUGUCCUCUCAACCAUUGUCCCUGAUGUUUCAUCACUUUACUUAAAGUAUCCAAAGUAUAUUUUCUCAAAGGUUAACUGUUCAUUGGGAAAUUAAAUCUAUAUAAUUAAGAUCUGAUUUGCAGGAUCAGAUAGCACUGCUGCCUUUCCACUCCUGGGAUCAUAUCAUGGCUUUGGCACUGUUUUUGUGGAAUCUGGGUUGUUUCUGGGUGUUCUGCUUUCUUCCCACAUUCCAGAGAUGUACAGUAUACGAUACACUCACCAAAAGCUUAUUAUGAGUGAAUGUGGAUGCAUUUGGUGAGUGUGUCCUUCAUGUCUUAUCCAGUGUUGUUUCCUGUCUUGAUACUGAUGCUGCUGGGAUAGACUUUAGGCUGUUCAUAACAGCAUUAAAAUAAUCAAGUUCAGAAAAUUCAUGGCUAGAUGAACUGUUGAGAAUGGUAAAGAAUAUUUCCUUUAACGAUCAAAACUGAAUGUUUCUUUGGUUAUUCAGUUCCACUUUUAAAGAAUUGGAGCUGGUCAAAAGUAUAGAGUGUUAUUUGGAUAGGUAAGUAGUGGUUAAGGAGGUGGAUGGGGAGUAUUUUGACCAUGAAGGUAUCCCAACUGUAUCAGUAUCAGUUCAUUUCAAACUAGCUUAGACUAACAUUCUUUACUCAGAUUUCAGAGACAAUAACUUUUCUAUUUGUUCACUUCCACAAUUUUCAUUGUGACAUUUUAAAAAGUAAUCAAAUUCUAACUUCUCAGACAUGUGACAAAUUCAUAUAACACAGUUUCAUUGGCUUACCUAAGUAGUCACUUCUGUUCUUAUUUCCUACAUCAUAGGAUGUUUAUAAUGAGAAUACACAAAAACAGAAUAUCAUGGCCAAUCAUUUCACAAGACCCCAGUACACCAUAUCAAUGAAUCCCACACGUAAUUCCUGUGGCACAACACUUUUCUCUCCUCAAUCUAAAACUCCUGAAAUACUGUAUGGGACAAUUAGGUGUCCUUCAGUUAAGUUAUGAAUAAAAUCAUCACUGUCAAAUGAUCAGUUACAAGGAAAUGUCAGAGCAGUGCACCAGCUGAACAGGCCUGUGCAAAGAUGACCCUGCUGGAGCGUUCUUCACAUGUUAAGAGGAUUUCCCCUUUGAGUUUGUGAUUUUCUGUGCAAAGUGAUACAGCUGAGUGGGCCUUCAAUGUCUAUAAGACUGUAAUAAAAGUCAUUUUGCCAUUGGCACCUUUCUUUUAUUGAGUAUUUUCUUACAGAGUAACAAGAAUGGAGGAGUAAGGUAUGUUGUUUUGGACUCAUUGGUACCAUCAUCUGUGGAGAUUAAUGUGCAUACAUAGCUUGCUUGGAAACUUCUAGUACCACAGCCAGUCACAGACAGCAAUUAGAAUAGUGGUGGGUUCUCUAAAAUUGUGAGGGCAUUUUCCUCUGUUGUGUAUGUCCAGUGGUGGACUGUCUAGAUUGUGUUCCUGCCAUGUUGCUGCUAUGAAAUGUUCUGCUAGCCCAAACUGAUUCAAGUAAAAAUGAAAAUGGAUGACCAAAGGUGCCCCUUAUAAAGAUAGAAUCAAGAAAAAAUAAAAAUCAUAAUAAAGAUGAUCCUGCUUUGCCUCUCAUGUGAUGCUUUUGGUUCUGGACCCAUGGGAGUGGCAUUUUCAUGUUGUUUCUAUUUCACAUAUUGUACAUUCUGGAAGUAGUACCCUAAUUUACUCAAAAAGUAUUUUUUACACAAUGACUAUCAGAUGUCCACACAACCUUAUGCUUGGAACAUAAUGUGUUAGAGCUGUGAGCCAUAUUGAUCAGGGUAAUCAUCCGAUCAUUGUCACUGUUCUUAGCCUUUACUGAAAAAACUUUGUUGUAAGAAGGUGAACAGUCAUCUUCAAGGUAAUAUUCAGCCAUUGAUUGUGGACAGAAGAAGUCCAAGACUACGGGAACCAUCCUCUUUAUGGUUGUUUUGUAACUAAUGUAGCAUUACUUAGAUAUGUGAUUCAGUAAAUUCUCUACUAGUUAGUCACUAAUGGAAGUCUCAUUACUACUGUAAAUCUUAAUGUAUAUGGUAAAGCCACAAUUCUAACAGAACUAAUAGGGAAAAAUGUCCUGUGUUCAUUACAGUGAUAAAAGUGCCAAAUAAUGUAACUGCUAUUUGUGUUUUUUAAAAUCUUCUGCAUAUUGCACAUAUCAAAAAGCAAUAGACAAUUUUAAUUCACUUAAAACCAUUAUUUUUAUAUAAAUGCCUAGUCCUAAUAUCACUUAUACAGGAAAAUAUCCUGAAAAAUACAUUUAUUGACAAAAGUUUAUAGUUUUGGAGUGAUUAUUUUGUAAAAGUCAAAAGGUUACAGAAUUGCCAUAAAAGGCCUUUUAGAGAAGGUUGGCAUGGUGGUAGUGCUGCUGCCCUGCAACUAGGAGAUGGAA